AUGGCUUCAAACUCUCAUGUCAAAGCUGCACUCCUACUCAUCUUCCAUUUGCUCUUCUUUACACUAGUUUCUGGCCAAACCCCUAGCCCGGAACCGGUGCCUGCACCUCCUCCGCCAGCCUUUCCGAUUCUGAGAUGUGUUAUUAACAUAAUAUCCCUAGCCAUUUGCGCUCCAGUGCUCACCAUCCUGAAAUUCCUCGGUCUCGGAAAUCCUAACGGGCUCUGCUGUACUAUCAUCAAGACCCUGUCAGCGAACCAGGCUGCUUCAUGCCUUUGCAUUGCGAUCAAGGCAAACAUCCUGGGUAUCAACAUCAGCAUCCCAGGCGAUAUCAAGCUUCUGCUGAAUCUCUGUGGGCUGACCCUGCCGAUUGGGUUCGCUUGUCCUUAG
Molecule: messenger RNA, 387 nt
Organism: Spirodela intermedia
Lineage: Eukaryota; Viridiplantae; Streptophyta; Magnoliopsida; Alismatales; Araceae
Source: the annotation of a GenBank genome assembly